AAUGCGUUAUAAAAAGCCAAAGUUCUCUCCCCCAAAGUCCGCAAUCUUCUCCGCAGAGAGAGCUCGAAGAGCUCGCUUCAUCUGCAACUCCUUUGGUUAUAGGGUUGGGUAGCCACCUUCAUCAAAUAUUGGGAACUGCUUCCGGGUCAGGUCUGAGAUGGGAUCUGAGGGGCCUCCUGCUAUUACUGUUCACAUCACUGGAUUCAAGAAAUUCCAAGGUGUUGCUGAGAAUCCUACAGAGACAAUAGUUAGUAACUUGCAAGAGUUCAUGAAGAGAAAAGGGCUGCCUGCAGGAAUUAGGCUUGGUAGCUGUACUGUUCUUGAGACUGCAGGAGUUGGUGCCCUGCCCAUGCUUUACCAAACCAUGGAGUCACGAAUGUCUAAGCCAUUGACGGAUUCUUCAUGCAAUGAACAAGUUAUAUGGGUUCACUUUGGGGUCAAUAGUGGAGCAUUAAGAUUUGCCAUUGAGCGACAGGCAGUGAAUGAGGCCACUUUCCGUUGUCCGGAUGAGCUUGGAUGGCAGCCUCAGCAACUCCCAAUAAUUCCAGAGGAUGGAGGAAUUUCUCAAACGAGAGAGACUUCAUGCUCUGCUGAUCCAAUUGUGAAGUUCUUGAAGAAGAUUGGUUAUGAUGUGGCAAUCUCCGAUGAUGCUGGCCGAUUUGUGUGCAAUUAUGUCUACUACCAUUCACUACGGUUUGCAGAGCAGAAAGGUCACAAGUCACUCUUUGUCCAUGUGCCUCUGUUUUCAAGGAUUGAUGAAGACACACAAAUGCAGUUUGCAGCUUCCCUCUUGGAGGCUCUUGCAUCUACUAGCUGAUCAUACUUGUUUCCUGAUAAAGUAUUCUUAUCUGCAUUUUCUUGUUUCAGUCGGUCUACCAUGUAAAUCAGUCAUGUUUAUUUGUAAAAUAAAAGACCCUUUCGAACUUGACUGGCCUUGUGCUUAUCAUUUGGAACUUGGAGAGUAGUGGUUUCGUCUGUUGUGGCCUUGUGGGUUGUUUUGCAUGUAUAGGACAUUAACGUUCGAACUCGUUCUGUAAGAGUGAUAGUUAUGGUUUCCCUUGGUUCU
Messenger RNA from Macadamia integrifolia, 1066 nucleotides. Its product is annotated as pyrrolidone-carboxylate peptidase 1-like. The coding region runs from base 158 to 817 and encodes 219 amino acids. The record is from RefSeq and is a predicted model, not a curated record. Lineage: Eukaryota; Viridiplantae; Streptophyta; Magnoliopsida; Proteales; Proteaceae. Gene Ontology annotation, biological process: proteolysis. Gene Ontology annotation, cellular component: cytosol. The transcript has 5 exons. Gene Ontology annotation, molecular function: pyroglutamyl-peptidase activity.